Molecule: messenger RNA, 1065 nt
Organism: Jaculus jaculus (lesser Egyptian jerboa)
Lineage: Eukaryota; Metazoa; Chordata; Mammalia; Rodentia; Dipodidae
Gene: Pjvk
Product: pejvakin
Exons: 6
Coding region: 1-1059 (352 amino acids)
Biological process (GO): programmed cell death
Cellular component (GO): cytoplasm
Source: RefSeq, a predicted model, not a curated record
AUGUUUGCUGCUGCUACAAAGAGCUUUGUCAAGCAAGUUGGAGAUGGAGGGAGAUUAGUUCCUGUACCAAGUCUCAGUGAAGCUGACAAGUACCAACCUCUAAGUUUGGUGGUAAAAAAGAAGCGAUGCUUUUUGUUUCCUAGACACAAAUUUACCUCAACACCUUUCACACUGAAAGAUAUUCUCCUAGGAGACAGAGAAAUUUCAACUGGUAUUUCAUCUUAUCAGUUGCUGAAUUAUGAAGAUGAGUCAGAUGUUUCACUUUAUGGGAGGCGAGGCAACCAUAUUGUAAAUGAUGUGGGGAUUAAUGUUACUGGAUCCGAUUCCGUCGCAGUCAAAGCUUCCUUUGGAGUAGUAACCAAGCAUGAAGUGGAAGUAUCAACAUUACUCAAGGAAAUUACUACACGAAAAAUUAACUUUGACCACAGCUUGAUCCGUCAGUCAAGGAGCAGCAGAAAGGCAGUGCUAUGUUUGGUCAUGGAGAGCAUCCGUACCACACGCCAGUGCUCGCUGUCCGUGCACGCUGGAAUCCGAGGGGAAGCCAUGCGGUUUCAUUUUAUGGAUGAACAGAAUCCCAAGGGAAGGGAAAAAGCUAUUGUUUUUCCAGCACAUACAACCAUAGCUUUCAGUGUUUCUGAACUCUUCAUUUACUUGGAUGGUGCCUUUGACCUUUGUAUCACUUCAGUGUCAAAAGGAGGAUUUGAAAGGGAAGAAACAACAACAUUUGCACUGCUCUACCGACUAAGAAAUAUCCUAUUUGAAAGAAAUAGACGAGUCAUGGAUGCCAUUUCUCGUUCCCAGCUUUACCUGGAUGAUCUUUUUUCUGACUUCUAUGAUAAACCUCUGAGCAUGGCGGAUAUUUCCCUCAAGGAGGGGACUCACAUCCGAGUCAAUUUACUUAAUCAUAACAUUCCAAAAGGGCCCUGCAUACUCUGUGGAAUGGGGAAUUUAAAGAGGGAGACGGUGUAUGGGUGCUUCCAGUGUUCUGUUGAUGGAAUGAAGUAUGUGAGACUUCAUGCAGUCCCUUGUUUUGAUAUUUGGCACAAGAGAAUGAAAUAAAAAGAA